UAACCGAGAUGCUGGAAAUAUAAGACGUUCCGUGGCGAUAGUGUUAAAAAGGUGAAAGCGUCAAAACAGUCGGGAAUACGUGCACGCGGACUCACCUCACUCACGCACGGGUUGAAAGGAGAACAAGAUAGAGCGCGGGCUACACCCUUUUUACGUGCGAGAUCAAAGAGAAGUGCCGACGGGUUGGCUUGUGAUAAUUCUCCAGUGAAAUCCUUCAAACUCUCCGAGAGAUCUGAGUCAAGCCCCAAUACAACAUGGAAGGAUUUCACAGCGGGCUCAGCCGAGUCCCUCUGAUGCUUCCGGCGGAGCACCCAGGUCACAUGAUGUUGUCUCCAGAUCACGCAAGUCACGUGAUCAAAUCGGAAGCUGAGUUCCAGGCGGCCAUGGACAGUCUGGGUCGCUCAGAUCACCGUGUGGGAUACGGGAGCGGUAGCGUUUGUAACAGCAGCCUCAACAGCAGCGGUAGUAGCAGCCACCACCACCACAGCAGCAACAACAGCAGUAAUCACAACAACAGCAACAACAGUAACAGCAACAACAACAACAACAGCAGCAGCACCAACUUCAACAGACUGAGUCCGUGUAGCGAUGACAGUUCUUUAGCAGACUUCCCAAGAUCGUGCUCCUCAGAAGACAGUUGCGGUGACGGCGCUCGCGGCGACCAGUUCCACAGCUACCGCUCCCGGAAACGUCAGUUCAAGGCCGACAUGUCUCCGGGUGGUAACAACAAUGACGCCAACCGUAAAGCCCGCAGGAAAAGCCCCCAGUCUCCAGAGGAGUUACAAGCCCAACGGUGUCUUGCCAACGUCAGAGAACGACAGAGAACAGAAUCUCUGAACGAGGCGUUCUCCCAGCUGAGGAAGAUUAUCCCUACCCUACCUUCGGAUAAGUUGAGCAAAAUCCAGACUCUCAAACUGGCGUGCCGAUAUAUUGACUUCUUGUUCCAGAUUCUUCGGAGCGACGAAGCGGAGUUGAAGUAUUUCCCAUCCAGUUGUAGUUACAUGGCGCACGAGCGUCUCAGCUACGCCUUCAGUGUUUGGCGUAUGGAAGGGGCGUGGCACAUGACUGGCCACUAACACCCAAGUAACCAAAUGACUGUAAUAACAGAACACAACUGGGCACUCCAGGCUCCUUUUAAAUACAUGGUAAAAGGAUGUCUCUGCCUUAAAUUUUUGCCUGCCGUGGACUUUAAAAUCCUUGAUCUUCAAUCAGACUCCGUAACGAGCCAUGACGUUCAUCGAACAAGAGUUUUGAAGAUGUAGUUUAGGGUGUGACAUAUGUGAGUGUAUGCCUUGCACAUCGUCUUGUGAACAUACGACUUGUUCGUGAACGUAAAAAUCUUUUAUGUGGAAGGAGAUCUUCAAGUUGAUCGGCAACUGUGUCUAAACAUGAAAAAAACCCGUACAUUUUAGCAUGUACGGCAUUGGUCUCAGAUACAUGAACGCGUUAAGAAUUAUUGUAAUGGAACAUAUUAUGUCUCUACUUUCUGUUGUUCUUGAAAUGCCUCGUGUUAUUCUCACUGAGCAUUAGGGAACAUGUGCUUUUGUUCGUGACAUGGCGAGAAUUCGUAGUGAUUGAAUAUUCUGUUGCGUGAAAAUGGUAUUCCAGGACAAAAGCUCGGUGGAUUGAAUGAAUAGUUCUCUGAAUUCUAGUCAUGGUUUUUUAUUUCAACUUUCAGUCAGUGGAUAUAUACUCUACCAAUGAUUAUAUUGCUUUUACCAUUAUCUAGAGCACGAUUCGAAUUUCAUUGGAAUAAGUUCCUGAAACCUAUUAAAGUAUUGAUCUAGUCAUGAUGUAUUGUGUUUGUAUUUGAAAGAACAUGUUAUUUGAUUUCAGGUUAUUGUAUUAUUAAUAGAAAUGUUUUUGUCUUUUCUUUUCAGUUUUGUUCCAGAUUAUACUUAUGUAAAAUUCCUGGAUUUUGGAGCAUGAUAUUCAUAAUAUAUUACUAAAUUAUAAAAUAUAGAUAAAAGCUCUAAUUCUGAUUUCAUCUCGUAUACGUUACGAAAACAGUUAUUGCUGUCAUAUCGUAUUUGUCGAGAGUACUUUUGAAAAAUAUCACACAAUUGUGUAUAAAAGACAGGAAUACUCAUUGUAAGGUACAUGUACUUUCAAAGAAGGAAGUUGCAAAUUGUGAUCCUGGUGUUACUUAUUAUGAAUACCAGAAAUAAUUCCAAUUCCGUUAAAUGAAUUGUUUGAUUCUCCUUUAAAAAGAAAAUCCUUUUUCCAAGGAUAGAAAUGGAAAUUCAGGGAAAUAUUAUGUCGAAAUGUGCACACAUCAACUGCAUCAAUUGAUUUCCAUCUUUAAAAAAUACAUUUUGGAAAACGAAAACCAUUGCUUUUAGAAGAAAAACGAGAGGUUAAUUUGACUAACAAAAAUGUUGUCUUUACCGUGCGAUGCAAAAGAAAACAUAAUGGAGCUAGAGAUAUAACUAUUACAUUAGGUAAACAGACUUUUUCAUAAGUUCGUGAAGAACUAAAACUAUUCUGGGUGGUCGUUUUGUAACCGUUCCAUACAAUAAAUGUAAUAACAAUUCAUUUCGAAAAGCCCACCAGUCACAAAACCGUGCUCUUCCUAGAGUGUGAAAGCACUGAUGAACAUUAAUUUUUGUUAUUUAUUCGGAAGAAAAGUGUACGCAUACAUAUAUUUCAUAAUUUUUGUUGUACGUGGUCACAAUAUUACAAGAUCAACAAAUCUUGUGGCGAAGAGUGACUGCUUUAUCAUUUCACUGGAAAGGCACUUGCUAUUAAUUAAGAGAUACAAUUAUCUGUUUUCGCAAUUUUCUUUGCCGUUAAGGACAAUUUUGGAAUAGGUAGUUUUGCUAGUCAGUUUCGUUAUGUAGUGAAUACCUGAAACCAUAAUUAUUGAUUCUAAAUUAAUAACAAAUUAUGACUAAAUAGAUUAUGUUGGGCUAUCCUGUGGCUCUAAAUCAGUUUGAAGACCAAUGCCACCUUACAAUUAGAGACCAAAUUCUGACCUAAGAUUUGGGCCCUUAGUCUUUAGUGUUAUCCCCUGUGCCUUACAUUGUUCCUUGGGUAUCUUGUCUUCCUCAGAUCUGUGUUUAUGGGGUUAUCUUCCAAUAGGUCCGUCCACUCUGUUCCUAGACAGUGCUGACAUUUUUUGUUGAUUUUUAUGCAAAAAGAUGGAAGUUUUAUUGACAUUAUUUUAAUAAAGACACUCUUUAGUAUUU
Messenger RNA from Aplysia californica (California sea hare), 3188 nucleotides. Its product is annotated as twist-related protein 1. The transcript has 3 exons. Lineage: Eukaryota; Metazoa; Mollusca; Gastropoda; Aplysiida; Aplysiidae. Gene Ontology annotation, molecular function: RNA polymerase II transcription regulatory region sequence-specific DNA binding; protein dimerization activity; DNA-binding transcription factor activity, RNA polymerase II-specific. The coding region runs from base 255 to 1076 and encodes 273 amino acids. The record is from RefSeq and is a predicted model, not a curated record. Gene Ontology annotation, biological process: developmental process; regulation of transcription by RNA polymerase II.